This is a messenger RNA of Kluyveromyces marxianus DMKU3-1042, 432 nucleotides long. It is a transcript of the gene MXR2, whose product is annotated as peptide-methionine (R)-S-oxide reductase. Gene Ontology annotation, molecular function: peptide-methionine (R)-S-oxide reductase activity. NCBI's taxonomy places the organism in Eukaryota, Fungi, Ascomycota, Saccharomycetes, Saccharomycetales, Saccharomycetaceae. The record is from RefSeq and is a predicted model, not a curated record. The coding region runs from base 1 to 432 and encodes 143 amino acids. The transcript has a single exon. Gene Ontology annotation, biological process: response to oxidative stress; protein repair.
AUGACCACUUUUGCAAAGCAGUUUGCGAGAACAAUGAGUAAAUGGACUCCAGUGAACCCUAAUUUGAGCGCAGAGCAACUGCGUGUUCUCCGCGAUAAAGGCACCGAAAGGCCUAAUACUGGCAAGUUUUUACACAACAAAGAAACUGGUGUGUAUACUUGUGCCAAUUGUGAUCAGCCAAUAUAUGAAAGUAAAACAAAGUUUGAUUCUGGGUGUGGGUGGCCCGCUUUUUACGAUGCGAUACCAGGAUCUUUAACAUUUACAAAGGACGAGUCGUACGGUAUGGUUCGUAUUGAGAUAUGUUGCAGUAAGUGCGGGGGCCAUAUGGGUCAUGUAUUUGAAGGAGAAGGCUGGCAAAAACUUUUAAAUCUUCCAACUGAUCAGCGUCACUGUGUCAACAGCUGUAGUUUAAACUUCAAGAAAGAGACUUAA